This is a messenger RNA of Mus caroli (Ryukyu mouse), 2875 nucleotides long. RefSeq names its product syntaxin binding protein 2 (gene Stxbp2). Gene Ontology annotation, biological process: vesicle-mediated transport. The record is from RefSeq and is a predicted model, not a curated record. Lineage: Eukaryota; Metazoa; Chordata; Mammalia; Rodentia; Muridae.
CGACCCGGAAGCGGCGCUACUCCUUGGGGGAAGAUGGCGCCCUUGGGGCUGAAGGCGGUGGUAGGGGAAAAAAUUUUAAGCGGAGUCAUCCGGAGCGUUAAGAAGGAUGGCGAGUGGAAGGUCCUCAUCAUGGAUCACCCGAGCAUGCGAAUCUUGUCAUCCUGUUGUAAAAUGUCAGAUAUCCUGGCGGAGGGCAUCACCAUUGUGGAAGACAUCAACAAACGGAGAGAACCCAUUCCCAGCUUGGAGGCAAUUUAUUUGCUGAGUCCCACGGAGAAGUCGGUUCAGGCCCUGAUUGCAGACUUCCAGGGAACACCAACCUUCACCUACAAAGCAGCCCAUAUCUUCUUCACUGACACAUGCCCUGAGCCCUUGUUCAGUGAACUGGGCCGCUCUCGCCUGGCGAAGGUGGUGAAGACAUUGAAAGAGAUCCACCUUGCCUUCCUCCCCUAUGAGGCCCAGGUGUUCUCUCUGGAUGCCCCACAUAGCACCUACAACCUUUACUGUCCAUUCCGAGCAGGGGAGCGGGGGCGGCAGCUCGAUGCACUGGCCCAGCAGAUAGCCACACUGUGUGCCACUCUUCAGGAAUACCCAUCCAUCCGCUACCGCAAGGGUCCAGAAGAUACAGCCCAGCUGGCCCAUGCUGUCCUGGCCAAGCUGAACGCCUUCAAGGCAGACACUCCCAGUCUGGGCGAGGGCCCAGAGAAAACACGCUCACAGCUGCUCAUAAUGGACCGGGCAGCAGACCCCGUGUCCCCACUAUUACACGAACUCACAUUCCAAGCCAUGGCCUAUGAUCUUCUGGACAUCGAACAGGACACAUACAGGUAUGAGACCACAGGGCUGAGUGAGUCCCGGGAGAAGGCUGUACUCCUGGAUGAAGAUGAUGACCUGUGGGUGGAACUUCGGCACAUGCACAUAGCAGAUGUUUCCAAGAAGGUUACAGAACUCUUGAAGACAUUCUGUGAGAGUAAGAGGCUGACCACAGACAAGGCCAACAUCAAAGACCUGUCCCACAUCCUGAAAAAGAUGCCACAGUAUCAGAAGGAGCUGAACAAGUACUCUACACACCUGCAUUUGGCAGAUGACUGCAUGAAGCAUUUCAAGGGCUCGGUGGAGAAGCUGUGCAGUGUGGAGCAGGACCUGGCCAUGGGCUCUGAUGCAGAGGGUGAGAAGAUCAAGGAUGCCAUGAAGCUGAUUGUCCCGGUGUUGCUGGAUGCCUCAGUGCCACCCUACGACAAGAUCCGGGUUCUGUUGCUCUACAUCCUUCUGCGGAAUGGGGUGAGUGAGGAGAACCUGGCCAAGCUGAUCCAGCAUGCCAACGUGCAGUCCUACAGCAGCCUCAUCCGGAAUCUGGAGCAGCUGGGCGGCACUGUCACCAACUCUGCGGGCUCAGGGACCUCUAGCCGGCUGGAGCGGAGAGAGCGAAUGGAGCCCACCUACCAGCUGUCUCGCUGGUCCCCAGUCAUCAAGGAUGUGAUGGAGGAUGUGGUGGAGGACCGGCUAGACCGAAAGCUGUGGCCCUUUGUGUCUGACCCUGCCCCUGUGCCUAGCUCCCAGGCAGCUGUCAGCAGCGCUCGCUUUGGCCACUGGCACAAAAACAAAGCUGGAGUAGAGGCCCGGGCUGGGCCUAGGCUCAUCGUGUACAUUGUGGGUGGUGUCGCCAUGUCGGAAAUGAGGGCUGCCUAUGAGGUGACCAGGGCCACUGAGGGCAAGUGGGAGGUGCUCAUAGGCUCUUCUCACAUCCUUACUCCAACCCGCUUCCUCGAUGACCUCAAGACACUGGAUCAGAAGCUGGAGGGGGCCUGGAAUUUGGUUCCCAACACCCAAUUUGGGUGACUCAAAACUGACUGUAACUCCAGCUCCAGGGAAUUCAGUGCUCUCUCCCGGCUUCAGUGUGAACCCAGAUACAUGUAUACCUCCCCCAACACACAGCAACAACCAAACAGAUAAAUAAUGAAUAAAAGCACUUCACUCAGAUGGCUUUACAGGAAUUUAUUAUUCCACAGUUCUGGAAGUUUGGUCUUUGCUGGAGGUGUUGAUUGGUUUGUAGAUAGAUAGUUCCAGGCUGGUCUUGUUAAAUAGCUGAGGGUGACUUUGAACUCCUGAGUGUUGGGGUUACAGCUGUGCAGUUUAUGCAGUGCUGGGGGAUGAACACAGUUCUUCAUGCAUGCUAAGCAGGUACUCUUCCAGCUGAACCACAUCUCCAACCCUGCAGCUGGCCAUUUCUCUGUGUCCUCACAUGGUUGCGUUUUGCAGGUGUCCCAAUUUCCUCUUCUUAUGUCACCACAUACUGGAUGAGAACCCACCCUGUGGCCUCAUUUUUUUUAAACUUAAUUAUCUUUAAAAAGACCUUGUUUCUAAAUAUAUUCAUCUUGAGAUACAAAGGGUUAGGACAUGAUCAUCUAACUCUUGGGAACAGAUACAAUUUAGCCCAUAGCAUUUGAGUAACAGGAGUUAUGUUUCAGUGUGUGAAUAAGACAGAGAAGGGACCUUCUCUCUGGGGACUCAGCCAGGCAGGUAUCACAGGCAAAGAGGAUACAGGAUUGGGAGGCAUCCCAAAGUGUUUCAUCUAGAGGUGGGGAUAGGAGUAGAAGGGAAUGGGAGGCUCAAGGCUACAAAGCCAAAAACAUGGAAGGAUGCUACAUGGUGCCACAGAGUGAGCCAGACAGUUAAGUGCUGCCCAUCAACAAGAGCACCGGGGCUAUAGAGCUCGCCCAGCAGUACUGGAAGCCCUGGGCUCUGUCCCUGACUUUAGAAUGAGAAUUUACAAAGGUCUGAGAACUAGGUGGGACCUGGCAAAGCUGGGUGAAGAUUUUGUUACUGAUGGGCAGUUGAACACUGUACUGGCUAUUUUUGUGUCAACUUGACACAG